AUGCGAUCAAUGCUAGUAAGAAUAAGUGCUUACAAUUCUAACGUAUUAGAUAAAGAAGCAAAAGAAAAUGAUGAAAACAAAGAUGAUAGUAUUCGCUGUCAGUUAAACAGUCCCCUAACAGAUAAAUACAUGGACAGCACAAUAGCUGCUGAAGCUUUGAAGUGGAUUUCUGAUGUAGAGCGUUUCUAUAACUCUCCCUCUCAAAUGGCAUCGAAACUUACUGGCAAUAAUGCAAAAAUAACAACCAACUGUCAGGAAUGUCAGACUGAUGUUGGUUUAAAUCGUAGUGAUACUUAUUCACCAAUUUUUUCCUCCAUCGUUCAAGUUUUAGCAAAGUGCCUGGUAAAGCCAAUGGAUACGUACAAUUUACCUUCAGAAACUGGACGAUUCAUACGUGAAGUCAACAAUGCACCAUCAAGGAAUAAUUACGACUUAGAGGAAUUGAAGUCUCUGCUUCUGUUUAUUGAAAGGGAUUUGUUACGUCUUAUAAAAUAUUUGGAUUUGAACAGUUCGUCUAGUAAGAAUAUGAAAGACCAAUUGGAAUCAAUGAAAAGUGAGAAUAAUCAAUUGUCAAAGGAGCUUUCAGAUGCACAGAAUGAAUAUAACAAUCUCAAUGAGAAAUUAUCUAAAGAAUUGAACGAAUUAAAUAAGAAUUACAAAAAAGCACAAAAAGAGAAUUCAAAAUUUAAGACCAACUUGGAAGAUUUAAACAAAGCGUUAACGGUUAAAGAUACACGAAUACAAGAAUUAGAAAAUCAAUGUCAAGCAUUGGAAAAUAAUUUGGAUCAAAUUGAAAGACUAUUUAAUACUGACGUCGAUCAACUGAAUGACGAUAAUUUGCCAUCAAAAUCACCGCCAUCAUCAUCGUUAUCAAAGGUUCAAUCAUGUAUUCUAGAACUUCAGAGGAAACUGGAAUCUACUACAAAAGAUUAUCAGUCUGCCUUGAAAAAAUUAGAAGUCAAAGAAAUGGAGAAUCAGAAUAUGAAUUCACAAUUCACGAUGCUCACUAAGAAACAUGAAAAACUUUUAUCACGAAUAAAUGAACUAACUGAGAUCAAUGAAAAAUUAGAAGAACAACUGAAAGAUAAGAAUAAUUCGAUGGAACAUCUGAACUCUGAGAUAAAUAAAUAUAAAAGUAAAAUACAAGAGUUGGAGAAAUCAAUACAAGAGAUCAAGAAUAAAUCAACUGAAAAUGAGAGCGUUAAAAGUCAAAUUCAAAUGAAUCUUGAACAAGUGAAAUUGGAGAAUAAUGAAUUAUGUCAAAAAUUGAACAAAUUGAAUGAAGAUCUUUUACAAAUGGCUCAAUAUCCUGAUUUAAAUGGACCAAUUGUGUUUGAAAAUGAAAAUUGUGUAAAAUCUGUUCAUGAAGAAUUAGAAGGACAAAUUCAAGCCAAUGAACUCCGUAUUACUUUAUUGACGGAACAAACUAAACGUUUACGUAAUGCCUUAUUAGUUAUGAAUGAAAAGCAUGACGCGAAUAUUCAUACGACACAUGUAAUAAAACAAGAAGAUACCGAAUUAUUGUCACCAAAGAUUGAUCAUUUAACAUUGAACAAUAUUACACCGAGUAUAAGUAGAUCAAAUUCUUCUAUUUUAUCAAUUGACAAGAUUUCAACAGAAAAUCAAUCAACAAAAGAAGAUGCCUCAUGCAUACGUUCUAAAACCUAUACAAAAUCAAAAAUUCUAUCGAAUGGAUCUGUUGAGAAUCAUUCAAAUAUACAAUUGUGGUCUGGUCCAAGUACAACAACAAAAGUUUUAUCCUCGACAAAUUCCAAGGCUGGAAUGACACGAUUAGCUGUUAGAGUUUAG
This is a messenger RNA of Trichobilharzia szidati, 1809 nucleotides long. The record is from the annotation of a GenBank genome assembly. Lineage: Eukaryota; Metazoa; Platyhelminthes; Trematoda; Strigeidida; Schistosomatidae.